UGAUCGAGUUUAACUACUUAUACCAUUGAAUUGAAUCAAGCGAUCAAAAAUGUCUGACGAAGAGCAUCAGUUUGAGUCCAAGGCCGAUGCCGGAGCCUCCAAGACUUACCCUCAGCAAGCCGGUACCAUUCGCAAGAAUGGUUAUAUCGUCAUCAAGAAUCGUGCUUGCAAGGUUGUGGAAGUUUCCACCUCCAAGACUGGCAAGCAUGGUCAUGCCAAGUGUCACUUUGUUGCAAUCGACAUUUUUAACGGGAAAAAGCUUGAAGAUAUUGUUCCAUCAUCCCAUAAUUGUGAUGUCCCCCAUGUCAAUCGUACCGAUUACCAGCUAAUUGAUAUUUCUGAAGAUGGAUUUGUGAGUUUGCUGACUGAAAAUGGUAACACCAAAGAUGACCUCAAACUCCCCACCGAUGAUACUCUCCUCACUCAGAUAAAGGAUGGAUUUGGAGAGGGGAAGGACCUGGUUGUGACUGUUAUGUCAGCAAUGGGAGAGGAACAGAUUUGUGCUCUCAAGGACAUUGGCCCCAAAUAACUUUUCAAAAAAUCCACAAACACCACACUAUAUUGUAUUGUGGUAAUUAAUUAAUUAUCAGUAGACCAUAUUUUUUAUAUUUUGUCACAAUAUAUUAUAACAUUUGGAGAAAACAGAAAAAGGAGUUAUGUUUUUAUUUUGUUUUAUCAUGUAACAGAUGCUAUGGAAUUAUUAUUCAAUUUGGUUUGUGAGUCUGAUAUCCAUAUUCGAAUAUUGGAAAACA
Molecule: messenger RNA, 752 nt
Organism: Lactuca saligna
Lineage: Eukaryota; Viridiplantae; Streptophyta; Magnoliopsida; Asterales; Asteraceae
Source: the annotation of a GenBank genome assembly